Podarcis muralis (Common wall lizard) is the source of this 1106-nucleotide messenger RNA. Lineage: Eukaryota; Metazoa; Chordata; Lepidosauria; Squamata; Lacertidae. The record is from RefSeq and is a predicted model, not a curated record.
CUGGUUGAGACAACAGAGGGGUGGGGCAGGCUGCAGUGAGAACUGCAUGGGGCUUUCAAGACAGAGCCAGCCCCUGGGUGACUCAUCCCCACCCCAGCGCACCUGUCUAGGGGUCUCUCAUAAAGAGGAAGAGGAAGAGGUAAAGCUGGCUGAGGUAAGAAAAGCCACAAGGGCAGCCUUCUCUGGAACAACCUCCGUGCUUCUUCCCAGUUUGAACAGACGUGGCACUUGGUGGAUUAGCUGAAAUGGAUCGCUACAGAUAUUUCAUCUUCAAUCAGAAAAGUAUGGUUCUGUUGGGGCUCCUCCAGAUAGCUUGUGCUACAGUUUGUAUCAUCGGUGGAUUAAUCGAUGGUGCUUUCAGAAAGGACUCGGCACUGAGCAAAUCUAGGAUACCCAUCUGGGCUGGAGUGUUUAUGGCUAUUCCUGGAAUUAUGGCUUUGUUUUCUUCACUGAGAAAGAAUCCUGUUUUGGUGAAUGCAAUGAUAAUUGCUUCUGUAUUUUCCUGCUUCGUCACUCUACUUGUAAUCAUCUAUACGUCUAUAACAUUAGAGUAUGGUGAAAAAUAUGAAGAGUUUGACGAUGUGUCCUCUUAUCAUCACCCAGCCGUUGCAUUUGUGCUUGGUAAACUUGUAGAAGGAGCCAACAUCACACUUCUGAUUACAUCGCUUUUCAGUGCUUUUAUUGUGCUGAUUAUUGCUUAUUUGAGUUGCCGAAGUCUUCCAUGUUGUUCAUGCUAUGACAGUGUCACUGGACUUGAACGGCUAGAAUCUAAUGAAGACCAGCUACAAAUUGCAGAAUUAGUUUGCAUUCCAUCCGGUCAAGUGGAUACAAUUUUUAACUCUCCUGUAAAACUUUCAGAUUUAGAUAUGGAAGCUGAUGAUGAUAUGCCCAAACCACCUCCGUAUAUCAGGAUGACUUAAAUAUAAAUUCUAUGAGAAUAAGUUUUUUUAAAGCUCUUUAUAACUUAAGAAUGUUGAUGAGACGUUUGUACAAUUCUUAAAAGUUAAGAAAUGACUGACCACUCUGAAGAGAUCCUCAGAAUUUCAAGACUGGUGACCUAUUUUCUGUACAGUUAAUAAACUUAAUUCUAUUUUCAUAAAUUUUAA